This is a messenger RNA of Oryctolagus cuniculus (rabbit), 5244 nucleotides long. RefSeq names its product ALX homeobox 4 (gene ALX4). NCBI's taxonomy places the organism in Eukaryota, Metazoa, Chordata, Mammalia, Lagomorpha, Leporidae. Gene Ontology annotation, biological process: regulation of transcription by RNA polymerase II. Gene Ontology annotation, molecular function: RNA polymerase II transcription regulatory region sequence-specific DNA binding; DNA-binding transcription activator activity, RNA polymerase II-specific. The record is from RefSeq and is a predicted model, not a curated record.
GGAGAGCAAGUCAACAACAACAAAAAAUCAUUCUUUUUUCCGCCUCAAAACCUUAGGAGGGUUUGGGAGAUCUGGUCAACUUUCCGAAACAUCUGAAUCCUUUUUGCAGCCCUUGGUUCUUUCCCUGGGCCAGCUGUAGGGAGAGAGGAGGGGAAGAGAGGGAGAGAGAGAGAGAGAGAGAGAGAGAGCGAGCGAGCAGGCUGGCGCGGAGGGGGAGGAGGGAGCGAGCGAGCGAGCGAGCAGGCCGGGCGCGGAGCGCACAGCCACCGCCUCCUCGCCUCUCCAAACUCCGGGCCAAGGCGCGCGGUGGCGUCCUCGCGCCCUCGCUCGCGCCCCCGCCCGUCUCCCGCGCGAGCCAGGCAUGAACGCUGAGACUUGCGUCUCUUACUGCGAGUCGCCGGCCGCUGCCAUGGACGCCUACUACAGCCCGGUGUCGCAGAGCCGGGAGGGCUCGUCGCCUUUUAGGGGAUUUCCCGGCGGCGACAAGUUCGGCACAAGUUUCCUGUCGGCCGCCGCCAAAGGGCAGGCAUUCGGGGACGCCAAGAGCCGGGCCCGCUACGGCGCGGGGCAGCAGGACCUGGCGGCACCCCUGGAAAGCGGCACCGGGGCGCGGGGCUCCUUCAACAAGUUCCAGCCCCAGCCGCCCACCCCGCAGCCCCAGCCGCCCGCGCAGCAACCGCAUCUCUACAUGCCGCGAGGCGCCUGCAAGACGCCCCCGGACGGCAGCCUCAAACUGCAGGAAGGCAGCGGCGGCCACAACGCGGCCUUGCAGGUCCCCUGCUACGCCAAGGAGAGCUCCCUGGGCGAGCCAGAGUUACCGCCGGACUCGGACCCCGUGGGGAUGGACAGCAGCUACCUCAGCGGGAAGGAGGCUGGCGUGAAGGCGCCCCAGGAGCGGGCCAGCGCCGACCUCCCGAGCCCGCUGGAGAAGGCCGACUCGGAGAGCAACAAGGGCAAGAAGCGGCGGAACCGCACCACCUUCACCAGCUACCAGCUGGAGGAACUGGAAAAGGUCUUCCAGAAAACGCACUACCCGGACGUGUACGCGCGCGAGCAGCUGGCCAUGAGGACGGACCUCACCGAGGCCCGCGUGCAGGUCUGGUUCCAGAACCGCCGAGCCAAGUGGAGGAAGAGGGAGCGCUUUGGGCAGAUGCAACAGGUUCGAACCCACUUCUCCACAGCCUACGAGCUUCCCCUCCUCACCCGCGCUGAGAACUAUGCACAGAUUCAGAACCCGUCCUGGAUCGGCAACAACGGGGCUGCGUCCCCAGUGCCAGCCUGUGUGGUCCCCUGUGACCCGGUGCCUGCCUGCAUGUCCCCUCACGCCCAUCCGCCUGGCUCUGGGGCCAGCAGCGUCACCGACUUCCUGAGUGUUUCUGGGGCUGGCGGUCACGUGGCCCAGACGCACAUGGGCAGCCUGUUUGGAGCGGCAGGCCUCAGCCCAGGCCUCAACGGCUACGAGCUGAACGGCGAGCCGGAUCGCAAGACCUCCAGCAUCGCGGCUCUGCGCAUGAAGGCCAAGGAGCACAGUGCGGCCAUCUCCUGGGCCACAUGACAGGGCCCCCGCUGCCCCAUGCCCUGCCCUCCCCGGCCUCGGGGCUGUGGCCACGCCCAUGCUUUCCAGGCCCCCAGCCCUCCCCCACUCAACUUUCCUUUUAGGAACCUGGCCUGGCCCAGGGGCCUGACCCACAGCACUUUCGGCCGCCCCAAGUCAGAGGCCCCGUGGACCGCUGGGAGGGAGGGGGCAGCAGGUGCCGGCCCCUCCCUGGCGAAGGCAGUAGAGAAAGCCAGGAGGCCCCUUUUUGCAACUUUACAUCCACUGUAAGGCCCUUCUGCCCAACCCCUCCCCCCUCACUCCCGCCCUGCUGAAUUUGACCUUGAGUCAAAGUUAGGUUCCCGCCCAGACCAGCAGCCGGGACAGCCCUGUCUUGUCCACACGUUCCCAUUCUGUGGGACCCCUGGUCACCAGGCCGGUGGCUGUGUCAGCCCUGCGGGGUCAGCUGCAGCCCCCAUGGUCCUUUCUUCCCGAGAGCACACACAGUGCUGCUGGCCGUCUGGGUGCUGGGUCCCCUGGAGGAGUGGGUGGCAGAGGAGAGGCGUGGGAGGCUGAGGAGCCCGCGGCCACCCAGCACUGCGGCCCCAGGGGCGACUCCUCGGUGACAACUCUGAGUGGACAUUGCAGGGGAGGAACCAAGAACACACCCGACCCCCCUCCACGCCCCGCCAGGCUACUGUUGCUGGUGGGCAGGAGCUGGGCUGCUUUGUUCUCCGUCCGCUCGUCCGCUCGGGGCUGGAGCCCCCUCAGGGCCCCUCCAGGAAGACCUGCAGGUGCUUCUCCCUUCCUGGUCCUGCACUGGCCCCUGUGGGCCGCAUCUCCGUGUCCUGGACCCCGAACACUGAAGCUCUGGCUUCAGGCCACGGCAGCAGAGGGUUAGGAGCAGCGCAGAAGCUGCGUGGCCAGGCUCAGGGCCCUUCCGUGGCUGCCCACUGGCCACUCUCACAGGUGGGGAUGCGUGGGGACUCCGCGUUCCUCCCCCUGUUGCCUUCCAGCCUGCCCUGCCCUUACCUGUCUUAUCCCCAGGGCGUCAGAAUACAGCCUGUCUCUCUGGCCUCGUGAGCUCCCGUGGGUCGCUGUCUCCAUGGCAGGAUGCAUCCCUGAAAGCCAGACUUCCCACCUGUCCAAGGGUUGAGGUUGGGGUGGGAGGGGUCCCCUGUCUGCCUGAACUUGACACCUGCUGCUGGGGUUUGGCACCUGGCCCCAGCCCAUCAGCUAAGCUGAUGGCACACAGUGACCGUCCCCAAAGCAGGACCUGCCAGCAGGGAGUCCCCGGCCAACAGCACUUCCCUUUCUACCUUAUGCCUUGCUUGCUGCCCGUGAGGAGUGCCAGCCCCGCUAGGCUCAGGGCCGGGACACAGAGUGGGUUCCUGGCUUGAGCUGAGAGAAACCUUGACAUUGACGAGUGAGAGCCCUGCCCUGGAGCUGCCCAGGGUCUCGGUGGGUGGGGGUGGGUGCCAGGAACCCCUGUCCCCCUCGCUUACUCGUGUCUACUUUUCACAAGAGACCCUUUUGCGGUCCGAGCUGUCGAACCCAUCUUAGCGUGGUGAGCAGGGUCUUGGGCAUUGAAUGAAGUGUUCUUGAAGGCUCGGCGUGGAGUGUCAAAUGUUUGAAGAACUGGGGGUGGCAUUGAGGAAGCCCCUUCCCCGUUCUGAGGUUCUCUGAGAGAGCUCAGAACCCCCCCCCAAACUCAGCGAGGGCAAGGACGGACUGGAGGCGGGAACCGUACCCCAUUUUCUCCUCAGCCGCUCUCAGUGGCUGGGGAGGGGCAGGGGCCACGUUUCCCCCAGAGAGAAGGGAGCCAGGGCGGCUCCAGAAGCAAACUGGCUGUGGCUGGGUUCUUCUGGAAGGGGCCCCUGGCCUCCAUGCCUGUGUCCGGUGGCUGGGCUAGACCCAAACCAGGCACAUUUCGACCCAAAAGCUUGAGAGGAAAAGGCUUCUGUUAGGAGAAGGCUCCGUGGCCGGGGUCGCGGCACAGCUGAGAAGCGCCUACAACGUCCCUGCUCCUCUCGCCAAGGCGACCACCUGUCCCCCAAGGCCCAUCUGCCCGCGGAACCACUCCAAGGGUCUCCCUUAGCUCCUUCACCACGGCGAAGGGUGACCCAGUGACUGAGGGUGAGCAGAGAGAGAUAGGAGAGGAGCCGGUCCUGCUGCCCACGCUCCGAGGGCCUGGGCUUUCCUGGCGGCCAGAGCAGCAGGUGCACGGCUCCCCAGAACCUCCCUCCCAUCUCUCAGGAAGAAACCACAGGACCUUGGCUCCUCCCUGGGGUCUGGAUCAGCAAAGCCAGCUAAGUUAAGCUAAGGCCGUGUGGCUCGCUGGAGGGCCACGCCACCUGCCACGUGGCUCACUGCUCAACGAAUAAGCUAAGAGAGGUGAGGUUUUCCUUGGGCCAUGAGGAAGCAGUGGGUAGCCGGCAGGUGAGCGCUGUGGGCCCCUGCCGGGAUGAGUCUCAGUGUUGGGGCUGAACACUAAGGUGCUGCUACCGCCCUCCAGAGCCCUGGCCGCUCCCUGGCAUGAGGGCGCAGGGGGCUGCAGGGGUGGGGCCACAGGGGGGCUGGUCUCCAAUGGCGCCUGGAGGACACGGGCUUUUGUAACUUUCCUGGAAUUCUUGUAACCAUACUUGAUUCUCAGCUCUCAUGACCGUGUGUGUCUCCAGCUUUGGGGCCAGGUUGGUUCCAAGACACUGCAAGGAGGUGGGGGGGGAGGGGCAGCGAGAGUGACAGGGCUGUCCGGUGUGCACCGCUGUGACACACACAGGCCCCAGCUCAGGUGCCCGCCCUCCUGUCAUUUUGGCUAGGUAGGCGAGAGGCACGUCCCCACGUCUCCCCCCACUUACAGGGUCACCCCGUCUUGGGGCUGCGUGGCGGUGAGACCAAAUUCAAGGAAGAUAACUCUGGGCUUCCCGGUCCGUUGGGCGGCCUGAGGCUCAGGCCCAGCUCGGGGAGGACAGCUGACAACCUGGCCCCCAGGAUAGGAACCAUCAGCGGGCCAAGCCAGAACGGGACGACAAAAACCCUGCGUGUCAGACGCGUCCACCCCACUUCCUGCAGGAUGUCGUAGGGAGAAAGCCGUUUCCAUUGGACACCCUCAUGGCAUCGAACAAGGCGAUCGCUAGCCCUACCCUCUCCUCUCUCUCCCCCGUUCACUCCCAAACAUAGAGCUAGGCCUUGAUACUACUGAUUUUGGAGAACAGUUUGCAGCGUUUAAUACUCUGGGUGUGCAGUGUGGCCAGAGAGAGCUGAGUGAUAGAAGGAACAUGAACCUCAACCAAUACUUACUGUUCUCAUUGUAAGAUAUUUUAACCCUGUGUAAAUGCAACUUUUCCUUUAGCUUAAUGGCCUGGGGUGGAAUAUUAAAAAAUAUAUAUGAAAAAUACAUGAAAAAUUUCAGAAAAAAUGUACAAAAAAAUUGAGGUCGGUUCCAUAAAGUGUUAACUGCCUAUACCACCAUGUAACUACAUUAUAGCAAAACUAUUAAAAGAAAUGUUCUUGCCUUUUACAGUAAGUUAUUGCACUUACAUCUCCCUGGGGAGGGGAGGAACCUGAGGGGAAGUGGACUGAGGGGCCCAGGCCCGGAGCAGCAUGAAGAGCAGACACAGCCGGACGCUCCCAGAACACCCUUUGCUGGGCAAAGCCCACAUUGUUUGGUUGUUGUUGUUUGCAAUAAACUCCUUCUCCUUCCUCCUCUC